AUGAGGUUUCGUGAAGAGCCCAACCCUGGAGACCUGAUUGAGAUUUCCCACAUCGGCUCCUCGCACUGGGCCCUCUAUGUGGGCGCUGGUUAUGUGAUCCACCUGGCUCCCCCAGGGGAGAACUCAGGGACUGGAUCCCCCACGGGCUUAGGGGUGGUGAAAAGGGAGCUCCUUGAGGAAGUGGUGGAAAACGGCUCCUAUCAGGUCAACAACCACCUGGACCACCUGUACAAACCACGGCGCAUAAAGCACAUGCUCACUAUUGCGGAGGAGGUGGUUGGUAAGGAGAUGGAGUACAGUGAUCUGAGCAGGAACAGUGAACAAUUUGUCACCGAUCUGAGAUAUGGCAAGGCCAGCGGCCGGCAGUUUCGUGAAGAGCCCAAGCCUGGAGACCUGAUUGAGAUUGUUGGAUUUUUCAACUCCCACUGGGCCCUCUAUGUGGGAGUAGGUUAUGUGAUCCACCUGGCUCCCCCAGGGGAGAACUCUGAGGCUGGCGCCCCCACCGGCUUAGGGGUGGUGAAAAGGGAACUUCUCGUGGACGUGGUGGGAAAAUGCUUCUAUAAGAUCCACAACCACUUGGACCACCUGUACAAACCUCGGCCCAUAAAGGAGGUGCUCAGGUCUGGGAUUGAGAUGGUUGGUAAGAAGAUGGAGUACAGUGAUCUGAGCAGGAACUAUGAGCACUUGGUCACUGAACUGAGAUAUGGCAAGGCCCACAGCCAACAGUUUCGUGAAGAGCCCAAGCCUGGAGACCUGAUUGAGAUUUCCCGCAUCGGCUCCUCGCACUGGGCCCUCUAUGUGGGCGAUGGUUAUGUGAUCCACCUGGCUCCCCCAGGGGAGAAGUGUGAGGCUGGCGCCCCCACCGGUUUAGGGGUGGUGAAAAGGCAGCUCCUUGAGGAAGUGGUGGAAAACAGCUCCUAUCAGGUCAACAACCACCUGGACCACCUGUACAAACCACGGCGCAUAAAGCACAUGCUCACUAUUGCGGAGGAGGUGGUUGGUAAGGAGAUGGAGUACAGUGAUCUGAGCAGGAACAGUGAGCACUUUGUCACCGAUCUGAGAUAUGGCAAGGCCAGCGGCCGGCAGUUUCGUGAAGAGCCCAAGCCUGGAGACCUGAUUGAGAUUGUUGGAUUUUUCAACUCCCACUGGGCCCUCUAUGUGGGAGUAGGUUAUGUGAUCCACCUGGCUCCCCCAGGUAAGGGGGAUAAAGUGUAA
This is a messenger RNA of Eptesicus fuscus (big brown bat), 1215 nucleotides long. RefSeq lists its product as uncharacterized. The coding region runs from base 1 to 1215 and encodes 404 amino acids. The record is from RefSeq and is a predicted model, not a curated record. The transcript is spliced from 8 exons. NCBI's taxonomy places the organism in Eukaryota, Metazoa, Chordata, Mammalia, Chiroptera, Vespertilionidae. Gene Ontology annotation, cellular component: cytoplasm. Gene Ontology annotation, biological process: N-acylphosphatidylethanolamine metabolic process. Gene Ontology annotation, molecular function: glycerophospholipid phospholipase A1 activity; A2-type glycerophospholipase activity.